AUGUGGUUUUUCAGAUCGCUAAGAGCUCUUUAAUUAGGAUACCCAGCUUAUGUCUGUUGGAUGAUUAAGGGAACAUAACCCAGUCAUGCCCACGAAGAAUGA
Molecule: messenger RNA, 102 nt
Organism: Paramecium tetraurelia
Lineage: Eukaryota; Ciliophora; Oligohymenophorea; Peniculida; Parameciidae
Exons: 1
Source: RefSeq, a predicted model, not a curated record